UUUUUAUAAAAUGAUAAUGAUCGAUAAGUGAUAAUAAUUUGGGCGAUUGUAAACUCCGCCAGCGAAUACCGGUUAGAUAAAAAGUUAAUCAAAAGGUCUAAUGUAAACUCCGCCAGUUUUAUUUUCUUGCCUGGAAUGGGUGUAUGUAAACUCCGCCAAUUUUAUUUUCUUACCUGUUCACAUUGCCAUAUGCUUUCUCAUAUUAAAUACGUUGAGAUCAAUUGCGAUGUCAUGCGUUAAAAUUGAUAAAAUUGUCAAGGUUAGAUCGAUUAAUUUAUUAAUAUUUAAAAAUAAUUUUAUCUUCCUAAUAUCUGAAAACAGUAUUUCCAAUGAUGAUAUUAUCAGCAGUAGGUAACUUACGUAUAUAAACUUUGACGAAAUAAUCAUUCGUAGACCGUAGUGUGCUUCGUGUCUCCGUAGUGUCUUUAUUGAACGAAAUAUGUCCGAACAAAGUUUUGAUAUUAAAUUAAUUACUGGCCAACGAGGCGAUUUAUUGGUUUUAUUGAAAAACUUUAAAUAUAAAAAAAAUAUAAAAUAUGCGUCUGGUAAAACAAAAUGGAGGUGCAAUAACAAAAAUUGCAAUGCAUUCAUAAAAUCUUUCGGAGAGGAGCAAAAUAAUAUUACUUUGGCAAAUUCGUCAAGUGAAUUCACAUUACUUCAUGCCUUCAAAUUUCAAACAAAAUACUAGAAAGACAAGAAAUAAGUAGUUGUGUAAAAAGAAAAGCGGUGGAAGAUAUUCGUGAUAAACCAGCUAAUAUAUUAAAUAUGGGACUAGAAUGUUGUAGCAGUACUAUAAGAAACUCAGCAAACUUAACUUCGAAUGACAUGUCAUUGGUAAAAAGAAAUAUGUAUAAUGCACGUAGAAAAUUAAUGCCACCAGUUCCAACUUCACGCUCUGAAGUUAUCUCAUCACUUAUUCAGAUGGCACCAAAAACGAUUAGAGUUGAAAGUUUUUUAAUUUUAUCUGAUUUAGAUAUUGAGAUUAUUAUAUAUAGUUGUAUUACAAAUUUAAAAUAUUUAUGUAUCUCAGAAACACUGUAUGUGGAUGGCACGUUUCAUUAUUGUGUUAAAUUCUUUUAUCAGUUAUUUACUUUUCAUAGAUAUUUUAAUGGACAUUAUAUUCCAUUGGUUUUCUGUCUUUUAAAAGAUAAAAAACAAGAGACUUACAUCAAUUGUUUUAAAUCAAUCUGCGAAAAAUGUUUAGAGCUAAAUGUAGUUUUAAGUCCAACAGAAAUAGUUGUUGAUUAUGAAUUAGCAAUUCACAAUGCAUGCAAACAAAUAUGGCCUAAUGUUAGUUUAGUGGGAUGUCGAUUUCAUCUCAGUCAAUCAUGGUGGAGGGCAAUUCAAAACUUUGGACUGAGUGUUGAAUAUAAAAGUGAAUCUGAAAUAAGUAAGUGGCUUUGUCUAUGUUUCGGAUUAUUGUUUUUAUCUCCCGAAAAUGUUCCCGGUGUAUUUGUAUUUACUUUAGAAGCAAUCAUGCCAUCCGACCAAAGAGUAAUUAAGUUUUCGGAUUACCUUGUUGACAAUUAUAUAAGCGAUGACACAACUUUUCUUCCUCAUUUGUGGGCUAAUCAAAGUGCAAAUUUAAAUCAAACUACAAAUGCUUGUGAAUCCUUUCACAGUCAUCUAAAAGAUUCAUUUUAUAAAAGUCACCCUAAUGAUCAUAUUUUUAGUAAAGUUCUUAUUGAAUUUUAAACCCAAACUCAUAUAAAAUUAAAUGGCUUAUCUCAAGACUCAAAUAAAUAGGUAAACUAAAAAAUUCCAAAUCAAAAAAAAAAAAAAUGACGGUGUUACAGAAUGCUAUAAAUAGGUACACUGAUAGAUUAAUACUAGACUUAGAUUAUUUACAAAUUGUUUCACAGCAUUUUAGUUCACAUAAUAUAUAACAUUAUAACAUGAUUAUACAUAUUUUUGGAUUAUUAUAACGAUUAUAUUUUAUGA
Acyrthosiphon pisum (pea aphid) is the source of this 1941-nucleotide messenger RNA. RefSeq lists its product as uncharacterized. NCBI's taxonomy places the organism in Eukaryota, Metazoa, Arthropoda, Insecta, Hemiptera, Aphididae. The transcript is spliced from 2 exons. Bases 766 to 1695 code for a protein of 309 amino acids. The record is from RefSeq and is a predicted model, not a curated record.